This is a messenger RNA of Acinonyx jubatus (cheetah), 996 nucleotides long. RefSeq lists its product as uncharacterized. The transcript is spliced from 3 exons. Lineage: Eukaryota; Metazoa; Chordata; Mammalia; Carnivora; Felidae. The coding region runs from base 1 to 996 and encodes 331 amino acids. The record is from RefSeq and is a predicted model, not a curated record.
AUGCACGUCACCGCCCGCCGUAUCCGCCCAUCCCGCUUUGGGGCUUCCCCAGGGCGGCUGGCUCAGAGGGCCCUGGGCCGUCUCCCCCUCCGUCGCCUCACUCCUCACCCUGCAGCCUGGCAGAGCCCAGGCCUCCUACCCCUGUGCCCUAAGUCCGCAACCCCCAGGCCAAGCUCGCGUCCCCCAGACGCCCAAGACCAAGGUCGCCAAACGCCGCUGCCCACCACACGUGCUCGGGGCUUUCCACAACUAACGGCACCGGCGGGGCCCAGCCUGGCCCCCCUCCCUACGCGGGGCGGGCGGGGGGGAAGCCUCCCGCCUCUCCCUCAGGGUCCUCACCUCCGAGCUUGGCGCAGCCCGCGAUUCCUCUCUCUUCUGACCGGAGUGGGCUCCGGUCAGGCCGAGCCUCACGCCCCUCACGCGCCCAAGACGGAAGGCCAGCCGCGCCACGUACGGGAACCCUGCCUGGGGUCUCCCCGGGAUGACCGCACAGGUCGUCCGAGACCAGGACCCGAUGUCUGGGGUGAAAAACCCCUCAGUCCUAGCUCGGGGUCCUCGCCUUGGCUCUGGGCUCUGGCUGAGCCGCUCUCCUCUCUGGAGCUGAGCUCAUUGGCUGCAGCACAAGCCCCUCCCCUUCCCGAUAACUUCGAGGUGGACGUGAGGAAGCACGGAUGGCCAUCUGCUCCAGGGAGACGGAGGGUUGACGCCGGGCGCAGGUUUUCUGGGCUUCAUUCUGGGAGAAGACAGCAGCCCAAGCUCUGUAGUCAUCUUGACAUCUACAGGACACUCAACAUGCCACCGCCAAUUAAUCAAGAGCCAAGUCUAGGUGUUCGUAAUAAUGGAGGAGAAGAGGAAGGAGACUACAGCUUUGAAGUCUCAUCUCAGGCACUCUGCCUUCAGGUAAUAAGUCUAAUUUCUGCUCUUACCCACCAGAGCUUAAGCAACAAACGUAAGAGAUCAGGGUUGAGUUGUAAGCUGAAGAUCUUUAGUACUUAG